AUGUCUUCAUCACGUUGUCGAUCCAACGCAAUACCUGAUCCAAUUCAUUGGAGAUCCAGAGAUAUAUCCCUUAAAUAUGAUGUUUCUUAUCUACGUCCUGCAGAGGUCGCUGAAAAUCAAACAGAGAAAAACAAGCGCUCAAAAUCGGACUCAGAUAUUGAUACACAAACCACCGAUGAAUUUAAAGCUGCUGUAUUUCAUUCUAAGACAAAUACAAGUUCAUAUUUUUCUUUUGAAGAUCUGAUUAAAACCAUAAAAGUUUUAGAAGAGAAGAAGGAUGCACUGGCGAUAAAGAACAUCUUAAAUGCUGCUUCUUCAAAUGAUAUAAGAAAAUUGUGUGAAAGUCUCUGUGUCGAGAAACCUAAAAAUGAUUUUAUUUCCGACAUUGUCUCGGAAACGAUAGUAGAAAAAUUCUGUAAAGGAAAUGAGUCAAAGUUUACUAUUGUAAAUAUUUGGACAGGAUAUCGAUCUGUGGAGAAAAAUUUCGAACAGUUAGAGCGACAGCAACUGUUUGCGCGAUAUAAACCCUUCAGAAGAAAAAGAGGAAUUGAUACACUCGUUGUAGUUGUGGAGCAAAAUAUACAAAGAAAAACGGGAAGUUUCUGUGGACUAGACCUUAUUAUUGUCUCAAAAGAUGAAUGCAAUUCGGAAGCAGCCUCAUUGCUCUCUUUUGAAUUUUGUGAUACAACAGAUUCGAGUGUGAUUCAGAUCGACGAUGAAACCAUCGCAUUAUUGUUUAAUCAACACAGUAAUAUAACAUUGAUUAAUAAAUCUAAUGUUCGCUCAAAAGGGUAUAAAUCAGGCGCACCUCAUGUGGAAAAGACACCAACUAUUGUCAUAUAUUGCCAAAUAAAAGGGGUUGUACCUAGGGGAGAAGAGACAUUCCCUGAAAAAAUAAAUGGAUUCAUUGUCGACGUUCGGGAAGGAACUUGCCGACUAGCUGUAAACCCACUUCGCCCAGGUGAAAAGAUUACGGACGAAGUAUUUAAAACAACUGGAACACUAGGGGGAUUUGUUAAUAUCCAAAAUCCAAGGAAGGUGGGAUUUUUGACGUGCGCUCAUGUUGUUUUACCACCCAAAAUUUUACAAAAUAAUUCUGCUGAGGAAUAUGUUCGAAAGAAAGAUGUAAUCCUUAUACAUGAUCGAGAAAAAAGACAAAUAGGUAAAAUAAAUAAAAUCAUGUUCAUUCACGAUAAGCCAAAUGAAGUUAGUAUUGAUGCGGCUCUGAUAGAGAUUACAGAUCGACACCCAUGUGAUGGAUAUUUUGCAGACGUUUAUUUAGAAAAUCAACUUCAUUGCGCUGGGUUUUCCGACAGACAAAUACUACACUUUUCAAAUGGUCAAUUAGAUCAAAUCAACAUGUUUAAUUUCCGGAAACAAGUUAUCAAGGUGGGUGCUACAAGUGGUAUUACACUUGGUUCAUUAAGAAUUGGAAGGAGUUGUGCUCAGAUUAUAAAUGAUUGCGAAGUUAUACUGAAUAAAAUUUGUCCUAUUCGAUUGUUUGGACAACUGGAAGUCAUUCCAAGAAUAGAUCCAUCCCAACCAUCUGAUUCGAGUGAAGCUUUUCUCAGUGAAGGAGAUUCUGGAGCUCUAGUUUUUGUUAUUGCGAGAGAAAACCCAGUUAUCUUAAAAUGUAUUGGGAUAGCUGUUGCGAAAACAUCAUAUGGGGCCUGCUUAAUGACGCCAAUAGACAAGGUGUUUGAUGCUCUUGGUCUUUCGUAUAAUUGUUUUACAAAGUUUUCCACACCGAAUUCUUACAAGGAAACGGAUGAGGAAGGACUCCAGGAUGUGCUUGCUUCAAUAACACAAAAACUUACCGAUAUGCAUUCAAAUAUGGCAACAAAGCAAGACAUUUCAAAUAUGGCAACAAAGAAAGACAUCCAAAAUCUUAAACGUGAUUUAGAAAGCUUUAAUAGCAGACUUAACGAAGCAGAAGAGAGAAUAAGAAAAGAGAGGAAAACAGGUAAAAAUGAGGACAAGCAAUAA
Messenger RNA from Saccostrea echinata, 1986 nucleotides. RefSeq lists its product as uncharacterized. Lineage: Eukaryota; Metazoa; Mollusca; Bivalvia; Ostreida; Ostreidae. The record is from RefSeq and is a predicted model, not a curated record. The transcript is spliced from 3 exons. Bases 1 to 1986 code for a protein of 661 amino acids.